AUGCCGCCGAAGACGGCCUCACAGCAGGUCGGUGCUUACGACAACGAGCCUGACCUUCUAGGAGUCGCUCGGAACAAGGAAAGCAAUGCUACCGUACGCUCCUCCGAACGGGGCACUCUCAACGUGGAGGAGGUUGUUGGCGACAUAUUUGACGCACCACCCAACGCCGUGCUCAUACAUGCCUGCAACUGCAUCGGUGACUGGGGCGCGGGCAUCGCUGCUGCUUUCAAGAAGCACUACCCUUCAGCCCACAGAAUUCACAAGGAGUUCUGCAAAAAUGGCCCAGAUGGCAAAGCCGACCCCGCAACAGCGCAGCUGAUCUCACCUGUGAACGGCCAAGCGCGCCGCCACUAUGUUGGCUGCCUCUUCACCAGCGUACACUUCGGCAAAAAGAGAGACUCACCAGAAUUGAUUCUGGAGAACACGGGUCCGGCGAUGGAAGAUCUGCUGAGGCAGGUUGCCGAAGAAAGCCAGACAAGGGAAGUCACUGAGCUGCGCAUCUGUAAGAUCAACUCCGGGCUUUUCCAAGUACCUUGGGAGGAUACGGUGAAGGUCCUGCAGAACAUCAAGCUUGAGCCAGGAAUGCCCACUACCGUUACUGCUUUUGAUAGACCAUGA
Molecule: messenger RNA, 618 nt
Organism: Diplodia corticola
Lineage: Eukaryota; Fungi; Ascomycota; Dothideomycetes; Botryosphaeriales; Botryosphaeriaceae
Product: appr-1-p processing protein
Exons: 1
Coding region: 1-618 (205 amino acids)
Biological process (GO): peptidyl-glutamate ADP-deribosylation
Source: RefSeq, a predicted model, not a curated record